CGCGAGGGAUCAUGUCUACAGCGUCCGCUGCUUCUUCCUCCUCCUCGUCUUCCGCGGGUGAGAUGAUCGAAGCCCCCUCCCAAGUCCUCAACUUUGAAGAGAUAGACUACAAGGAGAUCGAGGUGGAAGAGGUUGUUGGAAGAGGAGCUUUUGGAGUAGUGUGCAAAGCCAAGUGGAGAGCAAAAGAUGUCGCCAUUAAACAGAUAGAAAGUGAAUCUGAGAGGAAAGCUUUUAUCGUAGAGCUUCGACAGUUAUCCCGUGUGAACCAUCCUAACAUCGUAAAGCUCUAUGGAGCCUGCUUGAACCCAGUGUGUCUUGUAAUGGAAUAUGCUGAAGGGGGCUCCUUGUAUAAUGUGCUACACGGCGCUGAACCCCUGCCAUACUACACCGCUGCCCACGCGAUGAGCUGGUCUUUGCAGUGCUCCCAAGGAGUGGCCUAUCUUCACAGCAUGCAGCCCAAAGCUCUGAUCCACAGGGACCUGAAGCCCCCGAACUUGCUGCUGGUUGCAGGGGGGACAGUUUUAAAAAUCUGUGAUUUUGGUACAGCCUGUGACAUUCAGACGCACAUGACCAACAAUAAGGGGAGUGCUGCUUGGAUGGCACCUGAAGUUUUUGAAGGUAGCAAUUACAGUGAAAAAUGUGAUGUCUUCAGCUGGGGUAUUAUCCUUUGGGAAGUGAUAACACGUCGGAAACCCUUUGAUGAAAUUGGUGGCCCAGCGUUCCGUAUCAUGUGGGCUGUUCAUAACGGUACUCGACCACCACUGAUCAAAAAUUUACCUAAGCCCAUUGAGAGCCUGAUGACUCGCUGUUGGUCUAAAGAUCCUUCUCAGCGCCCUUCAAUGGAGGAAAUUGUGAAAAUAAUGACUCACUUGAUGCGGUACUUCCCAGGAGCAGACGAGCCGUUACAAUACCCUUGUCAGUAUUCAGAUGAAGGACAGAGCAACUCCGCUGCCAGCACAGGCUCCUUCAUGGACAUCGCGUCUACAAACACCAGUAAUAAAAGCGACACUAACAUGGAACAGGUUCCCGCCACAAACGAUACAAUUAAACGCUUAGAGUCAAAAUUGCUGAAAAACCAGGCAAAACAACAGAGUGAAUCUGGGCGUUUGAGCUUGGGAGCUUCUCGUGGGAGCAGCGUGGAGAGCUUGCCCCCAACCUCUGAAGGCAAGAGGAUGAGUGCCGAUAUGUCUGAAAUAGAAGCCAGGAUUGCUGCAACCACAGCCUUUUCCAAGCCUAAACGGGGCCACCGUAAAACCGCUUCAUUUGGCAACAUUCUGGAUGUCCCUGAGACCGUCAUAGCAGGAAGAACAAGCAACCUGUGGCUAAUGCCAGCAUUCAUCAAUCUGACCGUCUCUCGGGUCAUGCGAAAAUGGACCUUUAAUACCUCAGGACUUCUGUGGAUCAGACUGCACAAUUUUUUGUACCCUUGCUACCUUGGGCCUGGCUCUCAAAGAGGCAACGGGCAGCCAAGACGUAGAUCCAUCCAAGACCUGACUGUUACUGGGACAGAUCCUGGUCAGGUGAGCAGUAGGUCAUCCAGUCCUAGCGUCAGAAUGAUCACUACCUCAGGACCAACCUCAGAAAAGCCAGCUCGCAGUCAUCCAUGGACCCCUGAUGAUUCCACAGAUACCAAUGGAUCAGAUAAUUCCAUCCCAAUGGCUUACCUUACACUGGAUCACCAACUACAGCCUCUAGCACCAUGCCCAAACUCCAAAGAAUCUAUGGCAGUGUUUGAACAGCAUUGUAAGAUGGCACAGGAAUACAUGAAAGUCCAGACGGAAAUCGCGUUGUUAUUACAGAGAAAGCAGGAACUAGUUGCAGAACUGGACCAGGAUGAAAAGGACCAGCAAAAUACGUCUCGUCUGGUACAGGAACAUAAAAAGCUUUUGGAUGAAAACAAAAGCCUUUCAACUUACUACCAGCAGUGCAAGAAGCAACUAGAGGUCAUCAGGAGUCAGCAGCAGAAACGGCAAGGCACUUCAUGAUUCUCUGGGACCUCAAAUUUCAAAAUAUGCAAAGAAAGACUUUCUUUUUUUUUUUUAGGAAAGAAAAACCCUUAUAAUGACAAUUCAUGAGUGUUAGCUUUUUGGCGUGUUCUGAAUGCCAGCUGCCUAUAUUUGCUGCAUUUGUUUCAUCGUUUAUUUUCCUUUUCUCAUGGUGGACAUGCAAUUCAACUGUCUCCUUACAUCACAUGGGGGCAUCUGUACUUGAAUCAGCAGCAGUUCUCAACUUGAGAACAGAUGCAGUGACCGUGGCUGUAUAUGCAUGCUCGUGUGUGAAAGCUGGCCUAAGGAAAACAGGGGUGUCAGACUAGCUGCUAUGAGCGAACAUCGUCUUUUUUUCGAGGUGGAACCUCAAGAAUGAUUUUGUUCUUGUAUCUCAUCUCAAACAACCAAUAAUCUUUUUAUCCAAAAGAUGGUAUAUACCAAGUUAAAGACAGGGUAUUAUAAAUCUAGAAUAAUUGGUGGUACAUUAUAGAAAUGCAGAAACGUUAGGGAUAGUUGAGAGGGAGGGCUUUGAUGCCAGCAUCCUUGGAUCAGUACUGAACUUUAUCCAUAAACCUUAAGGUAAGUGACAGCCGCUGUGUUUAACAGAAGUGUAUUUCUUUAGACUUAAAUUUGGCUAUGAUACAUUGAACAAAGGGGAACCGUUUUUCUAAAAGGUAUAAAGAUGUUAAAUCCUGUGACUGCGUGUACAUGUGCUGAAACUGUAAAGCUUAUAAUUAUGACUCUAAUAUUAAUACCCCUUAAAUGAAAUUAAAAGGUAAACGAACAUGAUCCAGCUUAACUGAGCAUUCCUUCCUGCAGUGAUUAUUGUAUUGUUUUACUGUAUAUUUGAAAAACUGAAGAGAAAUAAUGAAAAAUGGAAAUAAUUGCUUCAGCUCAAAGGCUCAGGCCUAAACUACUUUUACGAUACCAAAUGAGUAAAAAACCUGACAAAUCAGGACAAGUUAGUGAAGAAGUUAAAGGAAUAAACCUCAUCAAGUAUCCUACUUAUCAAUAUUGGAAUGAUUGAUUUUCCUUGCAAGCCCAUCCUAGAAUGCCUUUCAACACUUUUAAAGGAAUUUCACUUAUAAAGAAAAAAUUUAUAUUGUUAACAGUAACUUUGCUACCAACUUUGAAAAUAAAAGUAAUAAUAAAACUUCAUUGAAAUAAUAGACUAUAUAAGCUCUAUUUUUUCAGUUGGUAUUAAAAUAAACUACAUUUUGAUACCAGUACAAUGUGUCUUUUAAAUAGGGAUGUCAUCAACCUCAUUUUUAUAGCAUUAAUGUUUUAUGAAGAGAAAAUUAAAAAUGAAAGCAUAAUUGCUGUGAUUAUUAGAAUUAUAUUGUGAUUGUAUUGUAGUUUUGCUCUGUUUCAGAUAAGCAAGUUGAUCUAAGAAGUUAUCAAAAUUAUUCUUAAAAAUACUAAAGCAGGUAACUUUUUCUUCCAUUAUUUUUUCCUCUUCCCACUGAGUUUUAUAAUGUAUUCCUUGUGUAUACAAGCAAUAAAGGUAAAGGACAGUUUGUA
Messenger RNA from Cervus elaphus (red deer), 3509 nucleotides. RefSeq names its product mitogen-activated protein kinase kinase kinase 7 (gene MAP3K7). The transcript has 18 exons. The record is from RefSeq and is a predicted model, not a curated record. Lineage: Eukaryota; Metazoa; Chordata; Mammalia; Artiodactyla; Cervidae. Gene Ontology annotation, molecular function: magnesium ion binding; ATP binding; MAP kinase kinase kinase activity. Bases 12 to 1985 code for a protein of 657 amino acids. Gene Ontology annotation, biological process: JNK cascade; protein phosphorylation; positive regulation of canonical NF-kappaB signal transduction.